AUGGAAUCUAGGGAGAAGAACAGACAAGAAAAGAGGGCCAAGAUAGCGGACCAAAGCUACAGCCAGAAGCAGAGUGGAAAUUGGGCUAACAAAUGGCAGAAGAAAGAGAAUUGGGGUAAUGCACAGUCUGCAGCCAAUGCUCCGGUGACCAAACCCCCAGCCGGACAGCGCACUCAAGAUUUUCAGUAUAGGCAGGGGCCGAGGAUGCAGGGCCACAUCCAAAGAGACUUUCCGAUAACAAAGGGUAAUGUUGGUGGAGCCAAGUCACAGGCUAAUUCUUCUGCACCACCACUGCCUCAGAAGGGUGCCACUUCAGCUGCCGGAAAUGGCCGCAAUCGGUUGUAUGCCUUAACCAACCUCCAAGAAGCAGAGGCCUCACCGGAUGUAGUUAUUGGAGGGUGUACAGAAAUUGUGUGGUAA
Messenger RNA from Capsicum annuum, 420 nucleotides. RefSeq lists its product as uncharacterized. The record is from RefSeq and is a predicted model, not a curated record. Lineage: Eukaryota; Viridiplantae; Streptophyta; Magnoliopsida; Solanales; Solanaceae. The coding region runs from base 1 to 420 and encodes 139 amino acids. The transcript is spliced from 3 exons.